CUUGCAGGUGCGUGCAUCUAAGCGGCUCAUUCGCGCCUUGGCUUUGGAGCGAGUCGCACAUACACACACACACACACACACCCUGAGAGGCAGCGGUAGUUUCAACUAGCCGUUCCGCGGAGCUCCGAGUUUUCCCAGGGUGGGAUCUGAUCCGAAACAGCCGCCAAAAUGUGUGACAUGGGGGCACUCGAUAACCUGGUGGCCAAUACGGCCUACCUGAAAGCCCAAGGCGGGGACGACAAGGAAAUGAAGAAACGGCGCCGGAGCUUGUCCCUGCCCAAAGCCGAGCAGUGCACGUCCGUCAGGGCGAGCGUGGAGAAGGACUUUGAGUCCAUUUGUGAACAGCAGCCCAUCGGACAGAAGCUUUUCAGGCAGUACCUGAGCAAAGCUUUACCCGAAUACAUGGCUGCUGCGCAGUUCCUGGAUGAACUGAAUGACUGGAACCUGUCCGAAGGUGCCGCCAAGGACAAGGCCCGGACCAACAUCAUCAACAAGUUCUGCAAAGAAGGAUCCAAGAGUUUCCUGUCCUACCUGACUGGAGACGCGCUGGCUAAGUGCAAGGCUGUCUCGGACAAGGACUUUGAAGAAGUGAUGAUGGGCAAAGUGAAAGAUGCAACACGGGAGUUCCUCAAAGGCAAGCCCUUCACGGAUUACCAGAGCAGCCCUUUCUUCGACAAGUUUCUGCAGUGGAAGGAGUACGAGAAGCAGCCCAUCACUGAGAAAUACUUCUAUGAGUUCAGGACGCUUGGAAAGGGUGGAUUUGGAGAGGUAUGUGCUGUGCAAGUCAAGAACACUGGCCAGAUGUACGCCUGCAAGAAGCUGUGCAAGAAGCGUCUGAAGAAAAAGCAUGGUGAAAAAAUGGCUCUGCUGGAGAAGAAGAUCUUGGAAAAAGUCAAUAGCCUUUUCAUAGUAAGCCUGGCCUACGCUUUCGACACCAAGACCCACCUGUGUUUGGUCAUGACCUUGAUGAAUGGCGGUGAUCUUAAGUACCACAUUUACCACAUGGGGGAGAAGGGAAUCGAGAUGAACCGGAUCAUUUACUACACCGCCCAGAUCGUUACUGGCAUCCAGCAUCUGCAUGCCAUGAACAUCGUGUACCGUGACAUGAAGCCCGAGAACGUUCUCCUGGACAGCCAGGGCCAGUGCCGUCUCUCUGACCUUGGUCUGGCUAUUGAGAUUCCAAAUGGAAAAACGUCCACCCAGAAGGCCGGUACAGGAGCUUACAUGGCUCCUGAGAUCCUGACUGAAAUCCCAUACCGGACGUCAGUCGACUGGUGGGCUCUGGGGGUCAGUAUCUUUGAGAUGGUGGCCGGCUACACCCCCUUCAAAGGUCCAGAUAGCAAGAAGGAGAAGGUGGAGAAGGAGGAGGUUCAGAGGCGCAUCAUCAACGAGGAGCCCAAGUUCGAGCACAAGAACUUCGACGCUGCCACCAAAGACAUCAUCCAGCAGUUCCUCAAGAAGAAGAUAGAUGAACGCCUUGGCUGCAAGGGUGACGACCCGAGGAAGCACGAGUGGUUCAAGUCCAUCAACUUCCCUCGUCUGGAGGCCGGCCUCAUCACUCCACCCUGGCAGCCAAAGCCCAACGUCGUCUACGCUAAGGACACUGGCGACAUCGCCGAGUUCUCCGACAUCAGGGGGAUCGAGUUCGAUGCGAAGGACGAGAAGUUCUUCAAAGAGUUCGGCACAGGAGCCGUGCCCAUCCCCUGGCAGGAAGAGAUGAUUAACACGGGACUCUUCGACGAGCUCAACGACCCAAACCGGAAAGAGUCCUCGGCCGGCCUGGACGGCGACCAGAAGUCAGGAACCUGCACGUUGCUGUAAUGGAGCUCCCUAGUCAUACAGUACACGCUAUAUCCAUGCUAACAAAGACCAAAGUCAAACCACACGUUCCUCUGAAGACGAGAGGAACGCAAGCAGAAAGAGAAUGGCACGUCAGUCCGCUGUAGGGAUAGUGAAUGUUUCGGUGUUCGUCUUCAGACGCCGGACACAUUCCUUCGCGCUGAGCUGGACUGGGCUUUGGAUCGAGUGGGGAAGUUUGCGUUUACCUCCUUUCCUGGUUGUUUUUGUGAAGUAGGUAGUAAAACCUCCUCCCCAGCAGGGGGCACAAGUGAAACUACCAAUUGAGAAGACUUUAGAGGACUAGCUUUAUGAUUUAUCUCCUUAAUGGACUGUGUGGGUGAGAAAAGUGUAACAUUAGAGCUUGUUUGUGCUUGCUGGGGCGCAACGUCGACAGAAGGCUCAAAUGGUUGGAAACGUGUCGGUUGGCGGCAUCGUUUCCAAGCAUUUCUCGCCUUGCCAAAAUCACCGUUUACUUGCGUAUCAGUUCAGAAACGGCAACCGACCGCACUAAACAUUUACAUAGCCCUAUUAGAGUGGAUGAAACUUAGUUAAAUAGUUAUAUUUUUGCAACAAAAAAAAGAAGUGCAUUUGAACGAUGUUUCAAUGCCUCGUGAUGAGUUCUGACCUCAUUAAUCAGUGGGGUUUGGACGACGAGUCCACUCUGAUUAUGCACCUAGUUUUUCAAAUGAAAUGUAUCUGUAUAAAUAUGUAUAUAUAACGGAGAUGUUAAUCUAUUGAGGUUCGUGUACAGAGUUUAGGUUUUUAACAUAGAUAAGGGACAGAAGAUUCUGUUCCGUGAUUCCCGAGUUAGGAUGGUCCAGCACUUGCUGCCCUGCCCAUGUCAAAGGAGAAUAGACUUUGACCAGUUUUUCAAAUUUUCUGCAGUGUGUGAGCUGUAAUCAGAGAGAGUCAGAGCGGUUUGGUGUGAAGCGGUUCAGAC
Pygocentrus nattereri (red-bellied piranha) is the source of this 2779-nucleotide messenger RNA. It is a transcript of the gene grk7a, whose product is annotated as G protein-coupled receptor kinase 7a. Gene Ontology annotation, biological process: signal transduction; protein phosphorylation; regulation of signal transduction. NCBI's taxonomy places the organism in Eukaryota, Metazoa, Chordata, Actinopteri, Characiformes, Serrasalmidae. Bases 169 to 1821 code for a protein of 550 amino acids. The transcript has 4 exons. Gene Ontology annotation, cellular component: cytoplasm. The record is from RefSeq and is a predicted model, not a curated record. Gene Ontology annotation, molecular function: rhodopsin kinase activity; ATP binding.